Molecule: messenger RNA, 3085 nt
Organism: Drosophila hydei
Lineage: Eukaryota; Metazoa; Arthropoda; Insecta; Diptera; Drosophilidae
Gene: Top3beta
Product: DNA topoisomerase 3-beta
Exons: 5
Coding region: 405-2987 (860 amino acids)
Biological process (GO): DNA topological change
Cellular component (GO): nucleus
Molecular function (GO): DNA topoisomerase type I (single strand cut, ATP-independent) activity; DNA binding
Source: RefSeq, a predicted model, not a curated record
UUGUGUACACAUCACUAACACCAGAUUUGGCUACACGGUUUCUUUGGCAAAUAUAUUCAACGUUAAUAUUUAUUUACCAAAUAUAUAAUCAGUGUAUUCAAACUGAACGCGCCGUUUUAACGCGUAUUGCAAUUAAGGGCAAUAAGGCGUGGCAAUAUUCGAAUUCAAAGGAACGCAACCGAAAGGGAAAAAGACCGGCAGCAGCUUCCCCACACACACAUAGAAACGCAUAUACGCAUACAUAUGUAGGUUAAUCUAUGAAAGUGUCGCUAAAAACAAGAAUCAUCUCCCAUUGUGCAGAGACAGCGAGCGAGAGAGAGAGAGAGACAGAGAGUGAGAGGAGGAGGUGGAGCAGCAACAGCAGCAGUAGUAGUAAUAGGUGUCAUCAUCAACACAUUUAGGCCAUGAAGAACGUUCUGAUGGUGGCCGAGAAGCCUUCGCUGGCUGCCUCCCUCGCCGGCAUUCUCUCCAACGGACGCUGCACAACAAAGCGAGGGACCAACGGUUGCUCCACUCACGAAUGGACCGGACACUUUCGCAACGAGGGCAAUGUACAUUUUCGCAUGACCUCGGUUUGCGGCCAUGUGAUGUCGCUCGAUUUCAUUAGCAAAUAUACCUCAUGGGAUAAAGUGGAUCCGGUGGAAUUGUUCCGCUGUCCAACGGAGAAAAAGGAAUGCAAUCCCAAGCAGCAGAUGCGUUCGUUUCUGUCACAUGAGGCGCGUGGCUGCGAUUACCUUGUCUUGUGGCUCGAUUGUGACAAAGAGGGCGAAAACAUAUGCUUCGAGGUGAUGGACGCAGUGCAGCAUGUCAUACACAACGUGUACAGUCGAAAUGUGACAUAUCGAGCACAUUUCUCAGCUAUUACGGACAAGGAUAUCAAGGGUGCAAUGGAGUCGCUGGGGCAUCCUAAUGAGAACGAGGCCAAAUCUGUCGAUGCACGACAGGAAUUGGAUUUGCGUAUUGGCUGCGCCUUUACACGGUUCCAAACGAAGUUCUUUCAAGGUCGCUACGGCGAUCUGGACUCAUCGCUCAUCUCCUAUGGCCCAUGUCAGACGCCAACAUUGGGCUUCUGUGUGAAGCGACACGACGAUAUACAAUUGUUUAAGCCCGAAACUUUUUGGUAUUUGCAAUUGAUGGCUGGUCAGCCGGAAUAUACGCUCGAGUGGGCGCGUGGACGUGUCUUCAAAAAGGACAUUGCCAUCAUGCUGCUGAACCGUGUCAAGGAGCACAAGGAGGCGACUGUGGAGAGCGUAAGCAGCAAGGAGUCAUUCAAGAGCAAGCCACAGGCCUUGAACACCGUCGAGCUGAUGAGAAUUUGCAGCUCCGGUUUGGGCAUUGGUCCCUUUCAGGCCAUGCAAAUUGCGGAACGUCUAUAUACUCAGGGCUAUAUCAGUUAUCCGCGCACAGAGACCAAUCAGUAUCCGGAGAAUUUUGAUUUGCAUGCCGUGCUACGGGUGCUGCAGCCAUCGGGCGAUUUUGGCGACGAGGCGCGCGCUAUUUCGAGCGAUUUUCAAACGCCACGCAAGGGCAAGGAUGCGGGCGAUCAUCCGCCGAUAACGCCCAUGAAGCUGGGCCAGCGCAACGAUUUCGAUCGGGAUACCUGGCGGGUUUACGAAUUCAUUUGCCGUCACUUUAUGGGCACCAUAUCGCGUGAUCUGAAAUACCGCACGACGACGGCCAAGCUGAAAGUUGGCCUCGAGUCGUUCACAUGCACAGCGAAUGUUCUGCUGGAUGCGGGCUUCACGAAAGUUAUGACCUGGCAAGCCUUUGGCAAAGACGAGGCAAUGCCGCCGUUCGUCCAGGGCACACAGGUGGCCAUUAAUGAUGUGCGCCUGGCCGAAAGCCAAACCGGCCCGCCCGACUAUCUGACGGAAGCAGAAUUGAUAACGUUAAUGGAGCAGCAUGGCAUCGGCACCGAUGCCUCCAUACCCGUGCACAUCAACAACAUCUGUCAGCGCAACUAUGUGAAGAUCGAGAGUGGCAGAAAGCUGAUACCGACGACAUUGGGCAUUGUUCUGGUGCAUGGCUAUCAGAAGAUCGAUCCGGAAUUGGUGCUGCCCACGAUGCGAUCCGAAGUGGAACGCAUGCUUACGCUCAUUGCCAAAGGAUCGGCGGACUUCAAUGAUGUCCUGCGACAUGCCAUCAAAAUCUUUAAGCUGAAGUUCAUGUACUUUGUACAAAACAUUGCCAGCAUGGAUAUGCUCUUCGAGUCAUCCUUUUCGCCGCUGGCCGAGUCGGGAAAGGCGCAUUCACGAUGCGGCAAAUGUCGAAGAUACAUGAAGUAUAUACAGACAAAGCCGGCUCGUUUGUACUGCUCGCACUGCGACGAGAACUAUACGCUGCCCAAUGGUAAUGUUAAGGUGUAUCGUGAAUUCAAAUGUCCGCUGGAUGACUUUGGUCUGCUGGCAUUUUCGACAGGUGUGAAGGGUCGUUCGUUUCCCUUCUGCCCGUAUUGCUACAAUCAUCCGCCUUUCAGGGAUAUGCCGAAAUUCGGCGGCUGCAACACCUGUACGCAUCCCACCUGCCCGCAUUCGCUGAACACGCUGGGCAUAUCCGGCUGUGUGGAGUGCGAGACGGGCGUAUUGGUACUCGAUAGCACGCUAUCGCCCACCUGGAAGCUGGGCUGCAAUCGCUGUGAUGUGAUCAUCAAUUGCUUCAAAGGUGCCACCAAAAUAACAGUAGAAGAGAGCAAGUGCAGCGAUUGUGGCGCACAACUGGUCAACGUGGUCUACAAAUCGGAUAAAUCGAAAUUCAAGGAUGGCAGCGAGGAGAAAAGCGGCUGCAUUUUUUGUUCUAGUGAAUUUGCCCACCUGGUUGAAAAACAUCGUGCGGUCGCCUCGCGUCAGGUGCGCAGUGGCGGCGCCUCUCGUGGCGGUGGCGGCGGAGGCGCUGCUAGCGGCCCGGGCGCUGGCAAUGCACGUGGCGGACGCCAUGGUGGCCGCCCGCCAAAGGAUAAAAUGGCACAAUUGGCUGCAUAUUUCGUUUGAUCAAGCACUGCCCAAUACUGGCCUCUAAUUCAAAUUGCAUUUAACUAAUCUAGAAAUCUAGACUUGGCAGUAAAUAAACAAAAUUUGUAUAAAUAUAA